Pieris napi is the source of this 2470-nucleotide messenger RNA. It is a transcript of the gene Mocs1, whose product is annotated as GTP 3',8-cyclase, mitochondrial. Gene Ontology annotation, molecular function: GTP 3',8'-cyclase activity; cyclic pyranopterin monophosphate synthase activity; 4 iron, 4 sulfur cluster binding. The record is from RefSeq and is a predicted model, not a curated record. The coding region runs from base 314 to 1984 and encodes 556 amino acids. Gene Ontology annotation, biological process: Mo-molybdopterin cofactor biosynthetic process. The transcript has 8 exons. Lineage: Eukaryota; Metazoa; Arthropoda; Insecta; Lepidoptera; Pieridae.
AUUUUUUAAUAAUUAUUAAACUUUUUUUACUUACCAUAAGUUUUUUACCAUUUACAUGCAUUUAAAAAUUAUUGCAAAUUUUUGCAAUUAGUCUGUACAGCAAUUAUAUAUUUAACAACUAUAAUGCCCACCUCAGUGACCUCACUCUUCUACAAUAAAAAAUGAAUACAUUAUACAAUAUACAUGUGAAUGUGUAUUCCUUAUUGCGUAACAAUAGGAACUGUAAAAUUUUAUUAAGUUUUUCUAGCCCACAGCUGUUACGAACCUACUUUUUAUAGGUCCUAUUGAUAUUCGCGACAAAAAAAACAACAAAAUGAUCUUAUGUAGACACUUAUUUAUGACUCGAGCGCCAUUCACAGUUGUGAUUAACAAUACCCAAUUAAACAGCCAUUUAUGGUAUAGUGAGACCAGCAGACGGUACACCAAUAAUGUAAAUGGCCAUGCAAAGAAUCAAUCUGGAGUAGAUAAUCUACCCCUGAUGGACUUACUUGGACGGAAACAUGAUUAUCUGCGGAUAUCUCUUACAGAGCGGUGCAACCUUCGCUGUCAAUACUGCAUGCCGGCCGAGGGCGUGCCGCUGUGCGGGCGAAACGAGCUGCUGUCGCGCGACGAGCUGUCGCGGCUGGUGCGGCUGUUCGCGUCGCUGGGCGUGCGCAAGGUGCGGCUGACCGGCGGAGAGCCUACGUUGCGGCCGGAUCUGGCCGACGUGGUGCGCGAGGUGGCGGCCACCGACGGCAUCGCCACCGUGGCCAUGACCAGCAACGGCGUGGCUCUGGCGCGCCGACUGCCGGCGUUGCGCCGCGCGGGCCUCGGCGCGCUCAACCUCUCGCUCGACACUCUGCGCGAGGACCGCUACGAGCGCAUGGCGAGGCGCCCCGGUCUGCGAAAGGUCCUGGCCUGCGUCGAUCUCGCUCUGCAGCUCGACUACCGCCCUCUCAAAAUUAACACCGUUCUCAUGAAAGGUUUCAACGACGACGAGAUUUGCGACUUCGCCGAAUUCACUAAAGACAAGGACAUAGAAGUCAGGUUCAUCGAGUUCAUGCCGUUCUCGGGCAACGCGUGGGCCGACGCGAGGCUCGUGCCCGGCGACGAGGCGCUCGCCGCGCUCCGAAACCGCUACGGCGACCUGGUGCCGCUGGCCGCGCCCUCCUGCGGCACGGCGUCGCUGUGGCGCGUUCCCGGCCACGUCGGCCGCCUCGGCUUCAUCUCCUCCAUGACGCGCCCGUUCUGCGGCUCCUGCAAUCGCCUGCGCCUCACGGCCGACGGCGGCCUCAAGGUGUGCCUGUUCGGCGCCGACGAGCUCUCGCUGCGCGACGCCCUGCGGGCCGGCGUCGCCGACGACGACCUGUCCGCGCUCGUGCGGGCCGCUCUCCGCCGCAAGAGGCCGCAGCACGCAGCGGGACCGCCGGCGCGGCGGGCUCGGGCGGCGCCGGCGGGGCGGCGCGGCUACUGCACGCUCACCCACCUCGACGCGGAGGGCCGCGCGCGCAUGGUCGACGUGGGCGCCAAGCCGGUGACGCGGCGGGGUGCGCGCGCCGAGUGCGUGCUGCUGGUCAGCGAGAAGCUGGCGCGGCUGCUGCGCGGCGCCGGCCUCUCGAAGGGCGACGCGACGACGGUGGCGCAGGUGGCGGGCGCGCUGGGCGCGAAGCGCACGGCCGACCUCGUCCCGUUGUGCCAUCCGCUGCCGCUGGAGCUGGCGCGCGUGACGGUGGAGCUCCCGAGCGCGACGGCGAGUCCGCGCGACGGCCGCGUGUCCGUGAAGUUGGCGUGCGAAACGCGGGCGACGUCGCGCACCGGCGUAGAGAUGGAGGCGCUGACGGGGUGCGCCGUGGCCGCGCUCGCGCUCUACGACAUGUGCAAGUCGGUCGACCGGCACAUGACCAUCGGUGAGCUUCGCGUCGUGAGCAAGUUUGGCGGCGCGAGCGGCGACUGGUGUCUCGCCGAGGGAGGCGCUCCGCCGAAGCCGUCGUCCGAGAAGUACUAAUAUUAUGAAUGUUUUGAAUAGCUCUUAAAAUAAGUGAAAUUUUUAUUAUAAUAAAACAACAAUUUGUUAAAUACGGCUCAAGAUUUUCACAUUUAGUAGGAUGAGAAAAUAAUAAGCUGGCAGCGAUUAGGUAAGCGGGCAAACAUCAGUACCCACUUUGUUUUUUUAUUUUAUUUUUUUUAAUAUUGUUACUUUGCUUUAUAUGCUCACUUUGACUUGGCUCCCUUGUUUACUGAGAAAUAAUCAUAACUGACUUAAAAUUAAAAACAUUUAAAUAAGCGAGGAUCUUUAUUACUAGUAAAUACAAAGUUAAAUAAAAUUAUUUUUAUCUAUAAGGAAAUUAUAAAUUUAUAAUGUUUUUAUUGUAAAGCAAAGAUAUAAGAUUUAUUUUGAUACUAUGUAAUUUAAGUUAUAUGACCCUAAUGUAAUAGAAGUUAGUUUUAGUGUCCAUUUCAUAUAAUAAAUUUUUAUCACAUGUUUAGUCAA